Messenger RNA from Capra hircus (goat), 521 nucleotides. Its product is annotated as cationic amino acid transporter 3-like. The coding region runs from base 63 to 431 and encodes 122 amino acids. Gene Ontology annotation, biological process: amino acid transport. Gene Ontology annotation, cellular component: plasma membrane. Gene Ontology annotation, molecular function: amino acid transmembrane transporter activity. The transcript is spliced from 3 exons. Lineage: Eukaryota; Metazoa; Chordata; Mammalia; Artiodactyla; Bovidae. The record is from RefSeq and is a predicted model, not a curated record.
CAUCCCUGCUUCCUGCAGGGGAAGAAGCCCUCAAUCCUCAGCGGUCCAUCCCCGUGAGCACCAUGACCACGAUCUUCAUCUGCUUUGUGGUGUGCUUUGGUGUCUCAGCAGCACUCACCCUCACAGUGCCCUACUGCCAGAUCCGUCCUGAGAGCCCCUGGCCAGAGGCUUUCCUCUUUGUUGGGUGGGGCCCUGCCAGAUAUGUCGUGGCUGUUGGCGCCCUCUGUGCUCUUACGUCCAGUCUCCUAGGUGAUGUGUUCCCCAUGCCUCGGGGGAUGUACGUGAUGGCAGAGGAUGGAAUCCUUUUUCAGGGACUUUCCAGAUCCACGACUGCACCCGAAUACCCAUCAUGGCCAUCAUGUCUUCUGGCAUCUUUGCAGGUGAGACUCCACUACACCUUGGCUGGGGGUCAUGGACUCAAGAGGAGCUAAGAUUCUUCUAGCUUCGUGUCCUGCAUCUGCUGAAGUUGGGAAAGAGUUGGAUUAACUGUCUGAUAUUGGAUAAGUAUAGGGGCUGCUGUC